UUUCUCCUACCAUCAUUCAUUUAUUUUGCCUCAGCUGUACAUAAAUACCUACCAAUUAUUUUUUCCUUACUAAUCCGCCUGUCUUUCUUCACACUCUUUCUUGCAGCAGUACGCGAACAAUCCAACGAAUUAUCACAGACUGCCAUGGAUAUUAUAACGAUCGUUUGGUAUGUAGCCACAUUUCUGGCAUUGGCCGCCUUCUUUCUGCUCAUGGCUUGCUCAGAUAGACGCUGUACGGAGAAUCGCAGCAAUGUUUUGGACAAUGAAAUACAAAUUGCCCCACCCACACCAUCGCCAUCGUACAGCGAGUUCGCACCACCCAGCUACGAGACAGUAAUCAAAAUGCAACACGAUGCUAGAACUAGCGUAUUUGUUAUACCGUUUGGGCCUGGAAGCAAGGAUGUUAGCACGAAUAGCAAUGGCAGUAGCUUGCAUACACCACAAACAACACCAACAACGCCAGCGAUAAAUUAC
Messenger RNA from Rhagoletis zephyria (snowberry fruit fly), 474 nucleotides. RefSeq lists its product as uncharacterized. The record is from RefSeq and is a predicted model, not a curated record. Lineage: Eukaryota; Metazoa; Arthropoda; Insecta; Diptera; Tephritidae.